This is a messenger RNA of Penicillium argentinense, 5895 nucleotides long. Its product is annotated as proteasome activator BLM10. The coding region runs from base 1 to 5895 and encodes 1964 amino acids. Gene Ontology annotation, biological process: proteasomal ubiquitin-independent protein catabolic process. Gene Ontology annotation, molecular function: peptidase activator activity; proteasome binding. The record is from RefSeq and is a predicted model, not a curated record. The transcript is spliced from 3 exons. NCBI's taxonomy places the organism in Eukaryota, Fungi, Ascomycota, Eurotiomycetes, Eurotiales, Aspergillaceae. Gene Ontology annotation, cellular component: nucleus; cytosol.
AUGGACGCCUCGGCCCCCAAGGCGAUUCUCACAUCCCAUAACUUUUCCCAUGGUGCAGAGAUCUCCCGCGCUACCUCACCCGGUGGUGAGCCCGCCGCGGUAAACGGUGGUGGCGAACCGAAAGCCCGCGUCCGCCCGCGCACCUAUCCAUACUUCAAAUACCUCCCCUACCCCCUCGAAGAUGAAUCAGAGCGAGAAGUGACCCUGCAAGAGAUUUUGAAACAGCUUUACAUUUCAGUCGAAGCCGGUGAUUUCAACCCGGGGGCUGUGCACUGGACACGCGAGCUUCGAGGAUGGCUCUCACUGAAGUUUGAUCCCACUCGAACGGAAAGGAUCAACCUGGUAAAGCUAUACUAUGAACUUUCGCUAGCUCCGGGAAUUGACCCAGGUGUCUCGGAGCGCUUUGCAAGCAUGUUCAUGCUUCUUACCAAGCGCAAGCACUAUCUUCGACCCGUGAAAGACCUGACCCUAGACUGGAAGCCGCUUUACAAGGAACUGAAAGCUUUUGUCCUCCCCACCGAGUCUGGCCUCGUCCAUUCGACCAACCUAAAGCGGAAUGUAAAGACGCUGACCAAGCUAUGCGCUUUCGCGCAGCUCUUCGUCGACCCUUGCGAACUACCAGCCAUGCUCGAGGAGUUCCUUCCUCACUACACCACCUCAUUCUCCGAAGGCGCUUUCGUGGUUGCGGGAUUGGUCAAUCUCUUGCUGCCCACAUCACCUGCCCCCGCAGACCGACAAGACCUCCUCCCGCAAACUCAUUUGCCGACUCAUUUCCAUCUUUGGUUUUUGGUGGGACGCUCGAAGACCUUUGACACGACAUAUCUCGAUUAUUUGUCUCGAUUGGCCCGCGAUUCGCUGACAGCUGCUCACAUUCCGUUCUCUGAACAUGGUAUAUUCACGAAGGAACAGUCCUCACUGAUUUUCACUGCAAUUCUGAGGCUGCUGGAGAUUCCCGUAGGACAGUCCACUUCGCCAUACAGCGCCUUGGUCGAUAUCUCUUCUGGUCUGGGUAUAAUGCUUGAUCGCGACACGCGGAAGCAUCCCGUGGCUCACCACAUUGCCCGCUGGAUUGUGAUGUCGCUGUCUCCUGCUUGUCUUGAGUCGGAGGAUUCCAUACUCACACAGCUCGAGGGACUCAUUCAAGCGGUGGAAACGUUCUUCCACCCUUCGAACUCGGGUGGCUGGACCAAGACACUUUCGCAGUUAGUUUAUUAUCUGACAGAUUUUUUUGUGAUGCGCUGGAAUCGCGAGCAAAGCGGAGAGCUGGAGGUGCCUCCUGAGCGGCGACUAAAUGAAGCACUCAAGUGCCGCUUUGUCUUGUGCCUGAGGGACGUAAUCUUCAUGGGCAUCUACGCCAAAAGCAGUACUGCCAUGACUUUCUCCCUGUCCACGCUUCAAGGUCUUGCCUACCUGGAGCCACACCUGAUCCUUCCCGGCGCCUUGCAGAGAAUCUACCCUUCUCUUCAAGGUUUGGUCGAGGUUCACCGGACAACUUCUUCCCUCCGCGCCAUGCAAGUACUCUCCCGGGUCAUCACUCGGACUAAGGGCUACCGCUGCCAUAUGACUACACUACUCGGUCUUGCGCUGCCUGGUAUUGACGCGAAUGACCUGGAAAAGUCACUCCAUGCCCUCUCAUUUAUCCAGUCGGCAUGCUACAAUAUUCCGAUGAUUGAUAUGGCCCAGGGACGAGAGGACGUCAACUGUAACAUGCUCGCGGUGCAGUGGAUUACCGGCGAAAUGGAGAGAAUGGAAGAACAGGGCUCAGACGUGCAGCUGAAUUAUGACACUGAGCUUGACGACGCGACCGAAGAGAUGAUUUUGCGCUCAUCGACUUGUGGUUUCGGUGAUUUUACCAUCUCCUUCCUUGGUCGUGUCUUUACGCUUCUCGAGAAUUUGCCCGAUGUGACCAGGGUUCGCAAUGGGUCUCCCGAGGAAAACAUUGUCAAUACACUGCCUGCUACCUUCAUGCCCCUCCUUGCUUCUCUGUCACCGGAGUAUUACGACAUUGCCUUGUCCAAGAUUGUCGACUUCGUCUCGAACCACGUGAUCCACCAGGCUCGAGAUGCCAUGGCCUUCAUUUGCAAUGCGCUGUGCAAGGUCAACCCCGAAAAGGCUCUCAAACGCUUUAUCCCGGUUCUCACCCAAGCCAUUCGCACCGAAAUCGAAGACAACGGUGCCGGGUCGACUCGGACAACUGGCACGGAUGUCCUCCCCCGCGAUCGUGGUCUGGUUUGGAACGUUAGUAUGCUGAGCAUGUGUGUUGUCCAUGUUGGAGACGCCGUCUUGGCUCAUCGUCAAGAGCUCUUUGAUAUUGCAGUGUACAUGCAAAAGACAUGCCGGGGAAUCCCCACCGUCCAUAUCUCCAAUUACAUUCAUCACCUCCUGCUGAAUCUGACUGGGACCUACACCAGUGACUAUUCUCUUUAUGAGAAGGCAGAUACAACCGAAGGUAUCGAGCCCAAGCACUGGAGCUACAGUGCCGAUGUUCGCAAUCUCAACAUUAAUUGGCAUGUACCCAAGCGGGAGGAGCUGGAAUUUGCCGUUGAAGUUUUCAAGAAUCAGGCUGAGUCGGCUCUGAAGCACCUGACUGGUCUGACGAACGAGACUUCGAGUAUCAAACGAGACGGAAGUGGCAAAGAGUGGUCCGAUGAAGUUACCCGUAAUCUGGUUCUUCUUCGACUGCUCCUGUCCGGUAUCUCUGUCCUCUUCGAUUCUAAGGCGGCCGCGAACUCCUCGUCGGAUUCUUCCAACGGUGCAUCCACUGUCUCAAGUGAAUUCGAAAUGGUGGAUGACUCGGCUUCAAAUGGAACGGAUAUGGAAUUCGAUGCUGCUCUCGAUAAUACCGACGAGUCCGUCAUCAGGGAAAGCUUCUCAUACCCGACUGGAUACCCUCUGCAAGAGGGAGAUCCUCUCUAUACUACAAUUCACGAAAUUCGCGAAAGAGCUGGCUGGGUCUUGCACGAGACCCACCGAUUCCUCAGUGACAAGCAAGAGGAUGAUGUGGCCUCCUUUGGUGCGCUCUACUCAGCCUUCCGGUCCUGGUUUGUCGAUGUCGGUAUCGAGCGAUCUGCUCAUGUCCUGGAUCGUGUGACCAGACUACUCGCGGCCGAUAUUCACCCUUACAAGAUGAGCGGUAUCCGGAAAGAUUACCCUCGGGCAUUGCUCGUGCGUAGGGCCAAUGUCUACCACCUGCAACGUCUUCGUCACAAUGCCGCGCCGCGCCGGCGAUCUAAGCUUGACGAAGUUCUCCUCUAUGAUCUUGCCGAGUCUUGCGUCUCUCUUUACACUGAAACCCGACGCAACGCCCAGAAUGCGGGCGAAUCAGCACUGAAGGCAGUCUUUGGGGCUCGCAACCUCGUCAUCCCUCCUCUUCUCAAGGCCCUCCAGAAUGGCGUUAAAGAGAACGACCAUGCGCGCAUCAAGGGUGCUCUGUUUUCAUUGCUUUUGAGCAGUGUCGCCAAGACAGUCGGACGUAACUGGAAGUUCACCCCGACUUUGAUCCGUACUUUCAUCGACGCUAGUGCUGUUGACAAGCCUUCCGUUCAGAAGAUUUGCUCUAGUGCCGUGUUCCAGAUCAUGGACUAUGGUCGCGCCAUGGAAAGGAUGGCCAUUUUGGAUAGACAAAUCGUGGAGGCUGUCGCUCCUAGUGAGGAUGUUACCGAGAAUAUUGAGCAGAAGCGCAAGAUGAUCAACAAGAAGCGCGCGGCAAUUGAAAAGAAGAAGGCCGAUCUUGCCGAGGAGCUGGUCAACCUGGCGCGUAUUUCGCACUGGAAGAUCGCUAGCAGGGCCGCGACCAUUGUCAUCACGAUGGGCCUCCGAUUUGACUACAUCGCUAGCGAGAAUUUGAUUGAGCUUGUCACCCUCGGUUCGAUCGACGACCACCCCGGCCUGCGAGGCAUGUAUUCCCAGGCACUGAUUGCAUUGUUUACGAUGAUCGAUGUGCGUGCUAUUUGCACUCACGAUUACAAAAAUUACAUUUUGGGCCAUCAGCACUUCCCAUCGAAGAUCAAGGUCGCAACUCGCCCGGAUGAGAAGGACUGGACGCAUGAGUACCUUGCUAGCUUUGCCAAACCCGAGGCUGAGUACUAUGUUGACCAUGACUUCCCUGGCUGGCUGGUCUGGGGAAAGACCUUGCCUGCCUACAAGUCCAAUGUGGCGCGGGACAUCGAGUAUGACGAGACUGAAUGGAACGUGCGCAAGCAAAUGGGCAAGCAAUUCACUCGCGAGUGGUUUGCCAAAUUCUUCCAUUAUCUGAAGCAGGAGCCAAGGGAUCCUUCUGCCGAUAAAUUCCGCAUGUCGUGCGCCAUGAUGCUCCUUUAUGCUUUCGAGCUUAUGCUUCGUGAUGGCCUCACAGCUGCUUCGUUCAAGGACAUUCAACAAGAAAUCCAAGCUGUCUUCGAAGAUGGUAGCGACAAGCACCAGCACCGUGCUACUGCUGAAAUCCUCGGUGCUUUGAUCAGCUCUGUGACCGAUUCCAGUGUCGAGAACCGCUCGCUGGUUUGGGAAUAUGCUUUUCCAAUUGUUAGGAAGAUUUUCACCGAUGGCCUGACACCUGAAAACUCUGGCUACUGGACAACCUUCCUUCACAUGAUCUUGCAAUGCCGCGAUCCCCGCCGAGCAUGGCCUUUGGUCGACUGGCUGGCUAGCUUCCGGUUGGAUAUGUCUACCAACGCAGCUUUCAAGGAGAGCUCGAAGAUCAACCUACUCCACCAGUGUAUCAUCGAUGCUGGCUGGCAUUUCCAGCUUGAAAAGCCGAUCGUUCAAGACUUUCUCGCGCACCUGGAUCAUCCUUACAAGGGCGUUCGUGAGGCUAUGGGUCAAACCCUUGCCACCAUCUACCGCACGAGGUAUCACGAGUCAUACCCAGAUCUUCAACACCUCCUGGAUGAUCAGAAGUCCGCAUCAUCCGUGGGUAGCUACCCCUACGCACCUUCUGACGAGUUUUCGGCCAUGGUCCGCGGUGUAUUCGCUCGAAUUGAAGAAUGGCGCAAGUCCCGAACUCCUGGACAACAAACGCCAUCCUCCUACACUUCUGGUAGCAAGACGGUGCUUCUCUGGCUGGAUUCGACUUUGUCUUCCCACGAGUGCACUCAGCUUGUUCCCUUCUUCCCCGAUGUGUUCACUGCUCAACUGCUACACAUGAUGGAUGUGAAGGAGGAUCCAGAACUGCAGUCCCUUGCCUACCAUGUCUUCCGCCAUCUCCCCAACAUCCCCUACCCUGCGGAGAAGAACUCCGAGUUCAUUCAAUCCCUUAUCCGUAUCGGCCAGACCUCGCCCUCAUGGCACCAGCGUCUGCGUGUCAUGAUCAACAUCCAAAUCAUCUACUUCCGUCGUCUCUUCCUGCUUGACCCGGCCGAUCGCGACAAGCUCUUCGAGUGCAUUGCGUCCAUGCUUGAGGACCCUCAGCAUGAAGUCCGCGCCGGCGCUUCGGCUACGCUGUCGGGCAUGAUUCGAUGCUCGCCCGUCUUCCUGCGCGACAAGAUGGUCAGCCGCUUCCAGGAGCGCUUCACCAAGCUUCUGGCAGAUAAUCCUUUGCCUAAGAAGCCGAAGAACUUCCGCUCUGGAAUUUCUUCUGCAGUUUCCUCCGGCACUGGCACCCCCACUCCUGAGCACAACCGUCUUAUCAUUGUCCGUCACGGUGCUGUGCUGGGUCUGGGCGCGCUCAUUCAGGCAUUCCCGUACAAUAGUCCUCCGCCGCACUGGAUGCCUGAAGCCUUGACUACCAUCAGCAUCCGCGCUGCCAGUGACCCUGGCGUCGUGGGUUCGAGUGUCAAGACGAUCAUCAGUGAAUUCAAGAAGACCCGCCAGGAUACUUGGCAUAUUGAUGCUAAGGCAUUUACUCCGGAUCAAUUGGAGGAUCUUUCUGGUGUUCUUUGGAAGAGCUACUUUGCUUAA